This is a messenger RNA of Selaginella moellendorffii, 560 nucleotides long. Its product is annotated as heavy metal-associated isoprenylated plant protein 9. The coding region runs from base 11 to 505 and encodes 164 amino acids. The record is from RefSeq and is a predicted model, not a curated record. Lineage: Eukaryota; Viridiplantae; Streptophyta; Lycopodiopsida; Selaginellales; Selaginellaceae. The transcript has 5 exons. Gene Ontology annotation, molecular function: metal ion binding.
AAGCAUUGAAAUGGCGGAGUUGAAGACGAUGACGCUCAAGAUCCUCACCAAGUCCAAUCGCGGGCGAUACAAGAUAACAAACGAGCUGUGCAAAGUUCCAGGAGUGAAGAACAUCGUGGUGGAUCUCGAGGAGCAAAAGAUGACCGUCACGGGGCACUAUGAGCAAGAAAACCUGCUCAAGAAAGUUGCAAAGUUUAAGAAGCUCGUCCAGGUCUGGCCCUCUGAUCCUCCGCCACCGCCACCACAGCCGGACAAUCCAAUGCCUUCGAUCAUCGAGCUCAAGGUGGCUUUGCAUUGUCCCGGAUGCCAACGAAGAGUUCUAGCAGCGUUAUGCGAAUUGCGAGGAGUUGAAAAGGUAGACACAGACAUGGAGAAGCAGCGUGUUGUAGUAACAGGCCAUGUCGAUCCGGACUCGUUGCUUAGAAAGAUCGCGAAAACGAAGAAACGAGCACAAAUUGCCUCGGUGACGCAUCCCCCGCCUCCGGAAGCCCAGAAGGAAGAGUGAUCUUCGCUUAGAAUCCAUAAACCCUAAAACUAGCAGCUCAAAUCCAAAAGAAAUA